Molecule: messenger RNA, 1189 nt
Organism: Coffea arabica (coffee)
Lineage: Eukaryota; Viridiplantae; Streptophyta; Magnoliopsida; Gentianales; Rubiaceae
Product: ER membrane protein complex subunit 8/9 homolog
Cellular component (GO): EMC complex
Source: RefSeq, a predicted model, not a curated record
GUUUGUCCAUCUGUCCUGUGAAACCUGUACCAGAGUAAUUAGUUAACAACAAUACUGAAGCAUAGUCUCCCAGCCAGUCACAGACUGGGAGUAAAGACACACGAGCAAGUACAACAGGGACUUAUCCAACCUUUUCGUCGGCCGCUCCCGAUACCAAAUCUCAACAGAAACUCGAUCGGACUCACCGAGUUAUGGGCGGCGAGACGAAGUACGAGAUCCAUCAAAACGCUUACAUAAAGCUGGUCCUCCACGCCCUAAAGCACAAGACCUCCGCCGUCAACGGAGUCCUCCUGGGCCGGCUCUCCGGCGAUGACACCGUCGAAAUCGUCGACUCAGUCCCUCUUUUCCAUUCCCAGAUCGGUCUUCUCCCUCCCCUGGAAAUCGCUCUUAUUAUGAUCGAAGAGUAUUAUAACGAUAAAGGGUUGAGCAUUGUGGGCUAUUUUCAUGCGAACGAAAGAUUUGAUGAUUUUGAGCUAAGCAAUGUGGCGAAGAAUAUUGGUGAUCACAUUAGCAAAUAUUCUCCUGGAGCUGCUUUGCUUUUGCUGGAUAACAAAAAGCUUGAAGCUCUGCCGAAAGGGAAAGAUGGGAAUCCUGUGAUGCAGCUUUACACAAAGGAUACAUCUAGGAGUUGGAAGCUAGUUGGAUCAGAUAGGCUGACUGUCAAGGAGCCUUCAGCCAAUGUGAUCCUUUUGGAUUUUAUAUCAUCUAAGAAAUGGAAGGAUAUCACAGAUUUCGAUGACCACCUUGAUGAUAUUAGCAAGGACUGGCUAAACUCAGACCUUUUCAACUAAAGUUCGAUUUCAGAGUCAUUUUGUUCUCUGCAACUGCUGGCAAUUCUUAAUUAUUUUUCUCAGUGGCAUUGAUAAGAGAUUGCAACACCAAUUGCUCUCUGAAAGACCUAAUAUGAUGAAGAUCAAUACUUUAAGCUGGCGUAGAAGAAACAUUUUUCAUGGUGUAUUUGAUUGUCAAUGGUUCUUUGGUAGUAUAACUUUCAAAUAGAAACUGGAUAUUUACCUUUGAAGAAUAGCUUGUGUAUCUGAUACCUUAAAAAUAUUUAUCUUAGAAGAAUUUGAAGAUUCUGUUUGCAGUGCAGCAGAUCGCGGUGUCUUCAUUGGGAAGAUACCUCCUAUUUUCUGUGGUGUUUUGUGUUGUUAUGGAGGUGAAAUGGAUAAUACCCCUUUUCUUAUCA